Molecule: messenger RNA, 2912 nt
Organism: Acanthochromis polyacanthus (spiny chromis)
Lineage: Eukaryota; Metazoa; Chordata; Actinopteri; Pomacentridae
Gene: actr10
Product: actin related protein 10
Exons: 13
Coding region: 138-1391 (417 amino acids)
Biological process (GO): retrograde axonal transport of mitochondrion
Source: RefSeq, a predicted model, not a curated record
CGUCACCGCUUCUCUGAAGACCCCGCCCAGCCCAACAGGAAGACAACAAGCUUCCAGGCGUUAAUACGAUGCACAUUCUCUGCUGUCGGUGCUAAUUACAUAUUUCAUUUUCGCCCAGUGGCGAACAAAUCAGUAAAAUGCCCUUAUUUGAUGGGUUGGGAAGUGGAGGAGAGAAGACCGCCAUCGUCAUUGACUUAGGAGCAGCGUACACAAAAUGUGGCUUUGCAGGGGAAACGGGGCCCAGGUUCAUAAUUCCGAGCGAGAUCCGGAAACCGGGGCAACAGCAGGCCAUCAAAGUGGUUCAGUACAACAUCAACACAGAAGAGCUUUAUGUCAUCCUCAAAGAGUUUAUCCACAUUCUGUACUUCAGACACCUGCUGGUGAACCCUCGCGACAGAAGAGUGGUCAUCAUCGAGUCCAUCCUCUGCCCGUCCCACUUCAGGGAGACGCUCACCAAGGUCUUCUUCAAACAGUUUGAGGUUCCCUCUGUGCUGUUUGCUCCAAGUCACCUCAUGGCCAUCAUGACUUUGGGCAUCAACUCUGCACUGGUGAUGGACUGUGGACACACAGAGACACUGGUGCUGCCUGUGUAUGAGUGCACUCCUAUUCUUCCAGCGUGGGAGGCUUUGCCACUAGGAGGGAAAGCCAUCCAUAAAGAACUGGACGGCCUCCUUGUGGAGCAGUGCACCGUGGACACCGACACCACCACCGGACAGAGUGUACCAGCUGUCAUCGGGACCAUCCCAGAAGAGACCGUGGAGGACAUCAAGGUGAGAACAUGUUUUGUAAGCGACCUGCAGCGAGGCCUCAAGAUCCAGGAAGCCAAAUUUAACCUGGACGGUACAGCAGAGCGUCCUGCUCCUCCUCCAGAUGUUGAUUAUCCUCUGGAUGGGGAGAAAAUUCUGCAUGUCAAAGGAUCCAUCAGGGACUCUGUGAUGGAGAUCCUGUUUGAGCAGGACAACGAAGAGAAAAGCGUGGCCUCCCUGAUACUUGACGCUUUAGUCAAGUGCCCCAUCGACACCCGUAAAGUCCUGUCAGAGAACCUGGUGGUGAUCGGAGGCACCGCCAUGCUGCCCGGCUUCCUGCACCGGCUGCUGGCUGAGAUACGCCUCCUGGUGGAGAAACCCAGAUACAGCGACGUGUUGGCCAGCAAGAGCUUCCGUAUCCACGCCCCUCCGGCCAAACCCAACUGCACCGCCUGGCUCGGAGGCGCCAUCUUCGGGGCCCUUCAGGACAUCCUGGGCAGCAGGUCGGUGUCCAGGGAUUACUACAACCAGACGGGUCGCAUCCCAGACUGGUGCUGCCUGAGCUCUCCUCCUCCUGAGUCUUUGUACGAAGCAGGAAAAACUCCACCUCCUCUGAUGAAGAGAGCGUUCUCCACGGAGAAGUAGAGCACGCCGUAACGCGCUUCAGUAAUCUUUCAUGAGACGUCUCUACUCUUGUCGGUUUAAUGUGUUAACUACGCAAACAGCUCCAGAUGUGUGUAGUGUUGAGUCGUUAACUUUCUGUUUUUCUGUGUAUCGCGGUCCGUUUGAGCAGACAGUCGGGUUAUAGGCUGUUGCAUUAAUGUUGCACGAGAAAUAUUGCAGUGUUAAAACUUUGAAACGUGCUACGUGCAGCGACGACUGCAUCCGUACAUGAUUCCUGUCACUCUACUUCUGUAUUCUGGUUCGGCAGAAAUCAUUCAGAUGAACUUGGUCAUCUGUUAAUCAGCAAACUGACAGAAAAUGUUGCUCAACUCUGGAGAAGCUGACGUUACUUCAGUGUGACUUGUAGCUCUUACUAUCAUUCCCCGUGGAGUUUUCAGAGAAGAAAAACUGUUGCAUUUAUUUAUUGUCUGUUCUUAGCUGUGUGAAGUGACUUUAAAUGCACACACUCAAAGGUUUUCUCCUUGUCUGGUUUGAGGCUACGUUCGCGCUAAUAUGCUUUCUUUUUAAAAUGAAAAACUUGUGCUACUUACCGUCCACGCCGCGUUGCCACAUGCUGAGCCCACUAGUGUGUUAAUGCGUGGAAAUUUUGCCACAUAGCAACCCCUUAUCAUAUCAGGAUGUGAUCACACACUGCUGAAAACUGGUCUUUUACACGGGAUUUAUCCAACAGUUUGGGUGAUGAUUAGCUUAGCUUAGUAGAAUGACAGAAAGCAGGGAGAAUGUUGACUCUGGAUACAGAUCACAGCGGGUUUUUUCCCCCGUAUAGCAGAGUGAUUGGACAAUAAGGUGUAGUCAGACUAUUCUGCAGCACCCAAACACUGCUGACUAUGCAGACUGGUACCACUGACACUAAUACAUUUAUAUCUUAAAAUGCACAAUUUCUGCUUUGUUUACGCCGAGCAACCACACUACUCCAGCAUUUUUUCACCCUAAAGUGAAGACUUUUGGAAACAUUACUCACCUUAUUGUUUAUUGGAAAGCUUUGUUGUGUUUUAAUCCUGACGGGCAGAAAAUGAGGAAACAAUGACGCAGGUUUUACUGUCGCAACAUGUUCCUUAAUUCGCCAUGCUCCUAAACACAAAGACAUCAGCCUCAACUAGCAUCAGUUAAUUCAACAUAUUGAUAUAUUUCAGAUGUUUGCUGACCUCUUUGUCUCUUUUUUUUAGACCUGCAUGAUCAGUGAAGAGGUGAUUUUUAGCCGUGUUAGUGUGCACAAUAUGCCGUUUUAAAAUGAAAUCAUGUUAAUGGGACCGUAGCCUCAUUUAAAAGACAAACAAGCGUGCGUGUUGUCCUGCUCCUACAGGUGCAUUUAGAUGGUUAUUCAGUCACCAUGUGUCCUAACGAGAGAGAUAAUCAUAAAAUAACUGGGAAUACCUUUGUGUUUGUGUAGUUUAAGAUAAUUUAAAACACUCUUCAAACAGAAAUCUUGCUCUGUAACAUACAAAAGCUGUCAUUACAACAAAUAAACAUUCACAAUUCUGA